AUGAGAACCAGGAGAACCAGGAUAACCAGUAGAAGCAGAAAUAUUGAGAUUACUGAGAAUACUGUGAUAACUGAUAAUAUUGUGAUUACUGAGAAUACUGUGAUUGCUGAGAAAACUGUGAUUACUGAGAAUGCUGUGAUUACUGAUAAUAUUGUGAUUACUGAGAAUACUGUGAUUGCUGAGAAAACUGUGAUUACUGAGAAUGCUGUGAUUAAUGAUAAUAUUGUGAUUACUGAGAAUACUGUGAUUACUAAGAAUACUGUGAUUUCUGAGAAUACUGUGAUUUCUGAGAAUACUGUGAUACCUGAGAAUACUGUGAUUACUAAGAAUACUGUGAUUACUGAGAAUAUUGUGAUUACUGAGAAUACUGUGAUUACUGAGAAUACUGUAAUUGCUGAGAAAACUGUGAUUACUGAGAAUACUGUGAUUACUGAUAAUAUUGUGAUUACUGAUAAUAUUGUGAUUACUGAUAAUAUUGUGAUUACUGAGAAUACUGUGAUUGCUGAGAAAACUGGGAUUACUGAGAAUGCUGUGAUUACUGAUAAUAUUGUGAUUACUGAGAAUACUGUGAUUACUGAGAAUACUGUUAUUACUGAGAAAACUGUGAUUACUAAGAAUACUGUGAUAACUGAUAAUAUUGUGAUUACUGAGAAUACUGUAAUUGCUGAGAAUACUGUGAUUACUGAGAAUACUGUGAUUACUGAGAAUACUGUGAUUACUGAGAAUACUGUGAUUACUGAGAAUACUGUUAUUACUGAGAAUACUGUGAUAACUGAUAAUAUUGUGAUUACUGAGAAUACUGUUAUUACUGAUAAUAUUGUGAUUACUGAGAAUACUGUGAUUACUGAUAAUAUUGAGAUUACUGAGAAUACUGUGAUAACUGAUAAUAUUGUGAUUACUGAACAAGCACUUUGA
Molecule: messenger RNA, 915 nt
Organism: Eurytemora carolleeae
Lineage: Eukaryota; Metazoa; Arthropoda; Copepoda; Calanoida; Temoridae
Product: UDP-3-O-acylglucosamine N-acyltransferase-like
Exons: 2
Coding region: 1-915 (304 amino acids)
Source: RefSeq, a predicted model, not a curated record